AUGGCGGACGCCGGCGAAAGUACGAACAUGUGCUGCAUCUGUCUUUGCACAUUGGCAUCGGUUGACCCAGACGAGACUGAUGCGCCCGCCGUAGGUGCAUGUGUACCGUGUGGACACUGCUUUCACCAACCCUGCUUUGAAAACUGGGCUCGGCACCAGCGGCACGCCCAAAACGUUAAAUGCCCCACGUGCAACGGGAAAAGUACCGGAUUUGUGAAACUCUUUCUAGAUUUGGGCAAUCCAGAAACCUUCAUCGAUGAUGAUGAUGAUAGUGUAAGUUCCCUUGAAGAGGAUGAUCAUUUAAGCGUGACACUAUCAUCGUCGAAACUACGCAUUGCCGAGAAUCAGGACAAAAGCGACAGUCAACCUCAAGCCCAGGAAGUGAACAGCAAUGACGAACAUCGCGAUGACAACGCAGAUCCGCAGAUGGAGGAAUCCCAGCCAGAAAUGGUAGUAAUCGAUGACGAGGACGACGAUUCAGUUCGACUCAGAGCUUCGACCACCUGCCCUAAAAGCCUUGCUAAAACUAGUCGAACCGGACAACUAUUGCCUCCUGAUCACGAAGGGAACAAGUAUCGGUCGAAAUUCAACCGCGCCAAACGUCGUAUAAAGAAGCUUGAAACGCAUCUUGCGUCGUCGGCGAAGCAAUACCAGACCGUUACCGAAAAUCUCGAGAAUGCCGUAUUGGCCAAGACAGUUAUGCACGAAGAAUUUGGAAAGCUCGAACAAGCGCACGACCGCAUCGAACGUAAGAUGCACGAGAUUCAUCUAGAUCUCACCAGAACUAAGCGUGAACGAAAAGAAGCGCUGGAGCAAAUACAGGAGCUGCGUCGUGAACUCGACCGUACAAAUACGAAGCUUUCCGAGCAAAAGACACACUUCGAGCAACACCUUGAAAGUGCACGAGUCGACAGUCUCUCCGAGGUCAAAGGCAUAUUGGCCAUAUAUCCUAAAUUGACGACUGAAAAUAAAGCUCUGAAAGAGACCGUGAUGAAGAAGAACGAAGAAAUUGGGCAGUUGGUCCAACACAUCAAACACAUUUCAAGAUCCGUCGAAUCUCACGGUGAAGGCACGGUUUCUCACAAGGAAACAAUGCAACAAGAGCGUCGAGCGAGCGAUGCGGCCAAACACUUUAGAUCAAUGCAAGACUCUUCAGAACGAGCACACCAGAAAACCCAACGACUGCACAUACAAAAAAAACGACCUUGCGAAGCAGAAUAUCAAAUUCCUCCAAAGGCGGCGCGCAAGGUUUUGCUGUCAAAAGGAUCCGAGCACGCCGCUCGUAUGUCUGCGUGA
Molecule: messenger RNA, 1296 nt
Organism: Phaeodactylum tricornutum CCAP 1055/1
Lineage: Eukaryota; Bacillariophyta; Bacillariophyceae; Surirellales; Neidiaceae
Exons: 2
Coding region: 1-1296 (431 amino acids)
Source: RefSeq, a predicted model, not a curated record